ACAGCGUUGCAGCCACGUAAACGUGAGCAUCAUCACAACCCUGCCUGCUACUUGCUAGCUACCACGGUUCCCUGCACAGUUUCAGAGCUGUACUUCAUAUAUUUUUCAUGUCCGCAUGAUGCUACACUCUUUUAUCAGGCCUUCAGUGAGAAAGCCAGAGCUCUAAGAUGUCGAUGGUGGUGUUUGCAUCUGUUGUUCGUGUCAGGGAUGGCCUGCCGCUUUCAGCAUCUACUGACUAUGAGCAGGACAAAGAGCUUCAAGAAACAAAGAGGCACCUGAAAGGUCUCUCCAAGAAACUUAGCCAGUUCCCUGACCGGUGCACACUCAAGUCUGGACCAUAUAAUGUCAAUUUCACAAGCUCACUGGGUGUUGGAUAUCUGAUGGUGUGCACAGCAAAUUACCCCAACGUGCUGGCCUUCUGUUUCCUGGAUGAGCUGCAGAAAGAGUUUAUCGUCACCUAUGACACCAAACGCAUCAGCAGCGCCAUUCGACCAUAUUCAUUCAUAGAAUUUGACACCUUCAUCCAGAAGACCAAACAGCGCUACAACACCCCUCGUUCUCUGUCCGCCAAGAUCAACCUGGCUGACAUGCAGACUGAGAUCAAGCUGCGGCCGCCCUAUCAGCUGUCCCCCGAGGACCUGCAAGCUAUCAAUGGAUUCUCAGUACACACACCCUCUAGAUACAAGGACAUAGCUCCCACACAGAUGCUGGAACCAGUGACACUCCCAGGCAUUGUAUCGUGUGUCCUCAGCAUCCUCUGUGGAGGACUGAACCUGCUGCGUGGGGUCCAUGCUAUAGAGAGUAUAUUACAGAAUGAUGAUGAAGACUUUAAUUAUGUGAUUGCCUUCUUCCUCGGCACAGCAGCCUGUCUGUAUCAGUGCUACCUGUUUUCCUACUUCUCUGUCUGGAGGAACAGUAAGUCCUUCCUGGCAUUUGCACUCAUCUGUUUGUCCAACAUGUAUUUGUAUGAACUGAGGAACAUGUGGCAAAUCCUCUUCCAUGUGGCCGUUGGGGCCUUCAUGACCCUGCAAAUCAGACUGAGGCAACCGCUGGGCAAAGCGCCAGACUACAAUGUCUGACAAAUAUGCUAAACACAAAGGACAAAUGGACCUUUAGUUUGGUACCCUGGACAUGUUCUGGAAAUACGGACUUUGAUUUAAAGGACUAAGUGGACACAAGCCUCCCAGUUCAGGAAAAAAAAUAAUAAAAAAAAACACACUCACCCCAGCAUCAAUGGACAGAUCCUAAUUCAGACUUGGAUGAAACUGCUGCAGCCUGAAUCAUUUAUGGACCUUGUUGGAAUGAUAUUGGAAGCUGCCUUUUCCCUACUGUUGUGCUAUCAUGUUUUAUACUUUCUUUCAGUGCAACCAUAAUUUAGGUUGCAGUCCAAUGUGCAAGAAGGCCAGUUUUACAAACCCACACUGACUGCACCUGCACAAAUAAAUAUUAACACAAGAUCUGAGAUACACACAGUUUAAAACUUUGAGUUUAUGCAGAAUUAUUGUGCAAACGCAACACUUGCUUUCCAGUUCCAAAGAUUCCAAUUUUACAAUGAAACUUUGUUUUUAUCUGUGCAAAAGAAUGACUAAUUUAUGAAAGGCAUAACGAGCCAAGUGUAAGUAGGAAUGAUAAGGUGUAAAACUAGAUGGCAGUCACUCUUCUCUGAUGCUAAUGUGUCUAUUAACAGACAUCUUCGGUACACUUCGACCUGAUAGAUUAUCAAAUUAAACCAGAAGUAAAUCAAGUUAGUAUACAUUUAUAGAUGAGUGGGUAAAGUUCAAUAAAUUUUAAUAAACUUCAACAAACUUUAUUGGCUUUUUUUGUUUUUUGUUUUAAUGCUUUGGAUAGUUCUCUUGACUGACUUAGAUAACACCCCUUUAUUUAAACUUACUUACUUACAGCUGGGAAUCACUGUGGAAUAAUUAACAACUUAAAAUGAAUGUGGCAUUAGGCAAAAUUAUCUUCAAUGGAAUAAAAAAUAUUGUGAUCAAAAUGAUUUCUUAAAUUAACUGUCAGCUUAUCUAUAUAUUUAUAAUUACUUUAUUAAAUUAUUGUAGGUCAGGAUUUAUUUCAGUCAUAUUUAUCCAUGCUUCCACACUGUGUUGUGGAGUAUGCACACAAGCAAACAAAAUUUAUGAAUGCAUUCAGUGCAUUGUCUACCCUUGGCCUCAAGUCCAGUGCAUUUCCUUCCUCAUAAAACUCACUCAGCAAUUUCAGUAUUUUAAACACAUUUUUGUUUACUUCCAUGUUUAUUAGCUUGCUGUUAACCUCUUAGCUGCUGUGGAUGGUGCACUGCUGCAUGUCUUAUCACUCUAUGGCCACCUUUACAUGGUGCGUCAUUAAUGGUAGAAUGAAUAUUGCAUCAGUUUUAUGAUAAAACAAGCACAGAGUGUUAGCGGUUAAAUUAGAGAGCCACACCUGCACAGCAGACCUUGAAGCAUUAGAGCAAAAACCAUGUGCAAAUAUAGCAGGAAGACUGGACAUUUUUAAGUCCCUUUCAUCAAUGUCCUCCACACAUCCAAUUGUUCCUUUUUUUCCUCUACUCUGUGUUAAUGAUCCGUCUCCUGUACCUACUGUAUGAGAACCUGACCGGUUGGAGAGCUCUGGUUUAGGUCUUGGGUCAAAACUAUGCAAUGCUGCUUUGUGUGUGUGGCUCAAAUUCAUUUUAUUGUACCCUGAAGCAUCAGGAGACAACAGUCAUAUCUUAUGUAUUUCAUUUUAACAGUUUUUUGUUAUUUAUUUACUGACUGAAUGUACGUUAACAUGUGGUCAGUGCAGAUUUAUACAUAUUUUAUGAGUUUUUUUUUUUCUUGCCUUAUGAUUGCUCUGGUUUUAUGCAGCUUUCCAGUAUGCCUGAAUUUACUCCUGUCCAUUGAGACAGCCAGAUAGCAAUCAUAUGUUCCUCCUUCACCUACACAACAAGCAUAUGCCAAUGUCAAAUGUCUAUGUAAAUAAACAGGUUUGCCAG
Messenger RNA from Melanotaenia boesemani (Boeseman's rainbowfish), 2968 nucleotides. It is a transcript of the gene sec22a, whose product is annotated as SEC22 homolog A, vesicle trafficking protein. Bases 168 to 1079 code for a protein of 303 amino acids. The record is from RefSeq and is a predicted model, not a curated record. Lineage: Eukaryota; Metazoa; Chordata; Actinopteri; Atheriniformes; Melanotaeniidae. The transcript has 7 exons. Gene Ontology annotation, biological process: endoplasmic reticulum to Golgi vesicle-mediated transport.